This is a messenger RNA of Spathaspora passalidarum NRRL Y-27907, 783 nucleotides long. RefSeq lists its product as uncharacterized. NCBI's taxonomy places the organism in Eukaryota, Fungi, Ascomycota, Pichiomycetes, Serinales, Debaryomycetaceae. Bases 1 to 783 code for a protein of 260 amino acids. The record is from RefSeq and is a predicted model, not a curated record. The transcript has a single exon. Gene Ontology annotation, cellular component: nucleolus; preribosome, large subunit precursor. Gene Ontology annotation, biological process: maturation of LSU-rRNA; maturation of 5.8S rRNA.
AUGCCUCAAAACGAAUAUAUCGAACAACAUAUAAAACAGCACGGUCGUCGAUUAGACUACGAAGAAAGAAAGAGGAAGAAGGAAGCCAGAGAAGGCCACAGAAUCGCAAAGGAUGCUCAAACACUUAAGGGAUGGAGAGGUAAACAAUUUGCCAAGAAGAGAUACUCUGAAAAGGUCGCUAUGAAGAAGAAGAUCAAGGCCCAUCAAGAAUCUAAGGUCAAGGGACCAGCUACUCCUGUAGAUAACGGUGAAGCCUUGCCUACUUAUCUUUUAGACCGUCAAACUAAUAAUACUGCUAAGGCCAUUAGUUCUUCCAUUAAACAAAAGAGAUUGGAAAAGGCUGACAAGUUUUCAGUGCCUUUACCUAAAGUCAGAGGUAUUUCUGAAGAAGAAAUGUUCAAGGUUAUCAAGACUGGUAAGUCAAAGACUAAAUCUUGGAAGAGAAUGAUUACCAAGCAUACAUUUGUUGGUGAAGGUUUUACCCGUAGACCAGUUAAAAUGGAAAGAAUUAUUCGUCCUGCUGCAUUAAGACAAAAGAAGGCUAAUGUCACUCAUCCUGAAUUGGGUGUCACUGUCUUCUUACCUAUUUUGGGUGUUAAGAAGAAUCCACAAUCCCCAAUGUACACUCAAUUAGGGGUAUUAACUAAAGGGACAAUUAUUGAAGUUAAUGUAUCUGAGUUAGGGUUAGUUACUGCCGGUGGUAAAGUUGUUUGGGGUAAAUAUGCCCAAAUUACAAAUGAACCAGAUAGAGAUGGAUGUGUCAAUGCAGUUUUAUUAGUAUAG